GAAAAAAUGGAAAAAUCAGAAAAACUGGAUAAACCUUUAAUUGACAUUAAUAAUAAUAAUAAAAAUCCAAAUCCACGCAAAAUAUCACGAACUCAACAAAAGCCUAUUUUCCAUACUCAGUUAAGCGAUCAACAAAAUGGUACUCAAAUUUUUUCAAUUUUAUUAACCCUUCUGACCCGCUUUAGUUUUUACUCACCUUUUCACGAAUAA
Meloidogyne enterolobii is the source of this 210-nucleotide messenger RNA. The record is from the annotation of a GenBank genome assembly. Lineage: Eukaryota; Metazoa; Nematoda; Chromadorea; Rhabditida; Meloidogynidae.